AUGGAAGGAUACGAAAAAGUCGGCCAUUUUAUGGCACAGUAUGAACAGUACGCCAUUCUUCGCCGGUUCAAGGCUCUGAAUUAUCAGAUCCUCCUGUACAGACAAGCGGAGAUUAUGCACCUACAAGAAGAUCUGAAGGAGUUGGUUGAAAAGGACUCAGCUUUUGCAGAUCGGAAACUGUAUGCCAAUGAUUGGUGGUGUCUGGCUCACGAGGACGAAGGAAGGGAACAGUGGCAGACGGCGCAAGAACUCAUGAAGAAGCUCGACGAGUAUAAUGAACGGCUGGAACGACAGGCCACAUUAUCCAAGUUGGAGGUGCCAGAUGAGACUGAUGUCGAGUUCUUCAAGAAGUGGCUUGGGCAUGUGAACGGCGGCAACUGUCCACUCCGCGGCCUGGAUGGGGAUGCUUGGAAGAAUUCACCAAGUUGGGACCUUGUUGCGGUGAAUCCUCAAAAGCCUGGGGAUACGAUCUCGAGAUGGGUGAAGGAUUCCUUGUUUCCACUGUUUCAUCGGUAUAUUGGCGAGAAAUACAAGACCCCUGAGGCACCCGAGUUCGGAAAAGGUUUCUACUACUAUGAGGAAUCAUGCAUAUUCAGGGCGACCAACAUUCUCACGACGGUAAUGGCUUCAUUGUUGCCCCUUGUAUCGAUCACAGUGCUCUUCGCGAUUGAGUCCAACACAGUGAAACUCGGCGUGGUGAUGUUGUUCUCGGCGUGCUUUUCGCUCGCACUUGCACUCAUGACGACUGCGAGAAGGAUAGAAGUAUUUGCGGCUACUGCUGCGUUCGCCGCCGUCAACGUAGUCUUUCUUACGAGUGGUCCUGCGGUUUCUAACUAG
Cryphonectria parasitica EP155 is the source of this 837-nucleotide messenger RNA. RefSeq lists its product as uncharacterized. Lineage: Eukaryota; Fungi; Ascomycota; Sordariomycetes; Diaporthales; Cryphonectriaceae. The record is from RefSeq and is a predicted model, not a curated record. The coding region runs from base 1 to 837 and encodes 278 amino acids. The transcript is spliced from 4 exons.